AUGGCCACCAUGUUCAGAUACCCCGUGUUCCCCCAUCUUCAGGAGCCGCGUGCGCCCGGCCUGUCCCUGCGCUCACCCCCCUGCACCGUCAUGGCGGAGCCUGACUACCUGGAGGGCCCCUGUGACGAGCUCAUCAAGCCUAAGAAGCUGCCGAACCCGGUGAAGAGCUCCCGGAACCACCAGGACCUCCACCGCGAGCUGUUCUGGAACCAGAAGACAGGCCUGGCUCCUCAGAACAAGCCCGAGCUGCAGAAGGUCCUGGAGCAGAGGAAGAGGGAGCAGGUGCAAAAGGCCCAGAGGGCGGAGCAGGAGGCCCACAAGAAGAGGAGCGACCUGGAGAUAGAGCUGCUCAAACGCCAACACAAGCUAGAGCAGCUGGAGCUGGAGCAGCAGAAGAUGGAGGAGGAGCAGGAGAACACCCCCGAGUUCAUCAAGAUGAAGAGCAACCUGCGCAGGACCAGACUGGAAGAGGGGGGAGAGGAGCGGACCACCUAG
Molecule: messenger RNA, 495 nt
Organism: Knipowitschia caucasica
Lineage: Eukaryota; Metazoa; Chordata; Actinopteri; Gobiiformes; Gobiidae
Source: the annotation of a GenBank genome assembly